Molecule: messenger RNA, 2328 nt
Organism: Schistosoma spindalis
Lineage: Eukaryota; Metazoa; Platyhelminthes; Trematoda; Strigeidida; Schistosomatidae
Source: the annotation of a GenBank genome assembly
GUAUGGAAAUCAUAUUAUUAUCCAAUCAACUAAUUUGAUCAAAUUAAUAAGUAAAAAUUAAAAUAUAAAAAUCAACAUUUAAACCAAUAAGAAGUUGAUAAAUGAAGAAAUAACUUUUAAAAUAGACCUGGAAACAACAACAGUUAAAUGGAUAUAUUCCAUUAAACUUGUAUCUAUGUGGGUAUGUGUAUAUGUAUGUGUGUAUGUAUAUGUGUGUUUCUAUGUAGGUAUGUGAUGAAAACAUCACUUUGUCCUGUUUUCUCAUAUUUGAACUCACUAUUAUCAUCAUAUUCAUUUAAGUCUUAUUUAUUCAUUCAAUAUCCUAAUUGUUACUAUGAUAUAUGAAUCAAUUGGAUUAUAUCUUAGUUACCAUCAUUAUCAUUAUCCUUUAAUUAUUACGUAACUGUUAUUUGAUCAUAAGAGUUUUGAUAGUAUCAUUGUUAUUACCAUCAUCACCAUCAGCGUUGACAACCAUAUUCAUCACUUUUGUUGAAUGUUUUCACAAGUUUAUCAAGUCAGUAUAUUUUAAGUAGUAAAAAUUAGAAAACAAGAAAACAGAAAGGAAGAAUAGGGAAAAGAAGUAAAGAAAGAAGACUAGAGAAAAGAAGAAAAGAGAGAAGAAGAACGGAGAAAAGAAGAAUAGAGGAAGGAAGAAAAGAGAGAAAAAGAGAAAAAAAGGAGGAUAGAGAAAAGAAAAGAAAAUAUAAGUUUACCUGUACAACGAACUACAAAAACAUAGACACAGAUACAAACAUACACACAUACAUACAUAUCUACAUACAAAUACAUAAUAAACCUGUUUGGGGAAUGUUUCAAUGUUGACUGUAUAUUUUCAUUGAUAAUAUAAAAGUUUCUAUCAUUUACAUGUUUCAACAAAGAAGAUCUUUAUCUGGAACGUAUAACCAUUGAAUUAUUGAACAACAAUCAUAUAAAUAUCAAUCAAUUAUGCCAAUUCACUAUUAUCCAAUUAUUUUUAAUGUAAUUUUCUUACUACUUAAAUCAUUUAUGAGUAGUUAUCAAAUCCCAAUAAUGAUUUAUAACCUUGCUGAUGAAACACCAACUGGUUCAUUAAUUGGUAAUAUAGCAGAAAAUUUAUCUAUAAAUUAUAUAAGGAAAUAUACAUUCUUGUUAAUUACAUCAAUGAAAUUUCAAUAUAUAAAUGAUUACAUAAAGAUUACAUCCAAUGGUGAUCUAAUCACAUUACGUCACAUUGAUCGGGAUAAUACAAAUGAUAUAUGUGGUCCAUUAAAUUGUUGUACAUUAACCGUAUGUCAAAUUGAAGCAAAUGUCAUUUUAACUAAACAAUGGGAACAAGAUUUUAAUCAUGGCAAUCAUUCAAUAAUGAAAGAUACUCGUAUUACUGAUGAAGAUGAAGAAAUUUUGAGACGAAACCCGGUAAAAUUGAAUGAAUCUAAUCAACAAACGAUUAUACGUUUAUAUAUACGAAUUAAUGAUGCAAAUGAUAAUCCACCACGUUUUAUGUCAACUAAUGUGAUUAAAUAUGAUCCAUUCAAUGUAUCUCAACAAUUAUAUAAUAGACCAUUUAUUAUUUAUAUUCGAGAAGGUGAUACAAGCGGAUUUGAAGGUUUACCUAUGGCUUCCGAUGCGGAUUCUGAAGUAAAUGGUAUAGUCACAUACAAACUGGUUGAACAUACAAAUAAUGGAGAUCCUGUUGAAGAACCUCGUUUAAACAUUAGUAUAACUUAUGAUAAUAUCAAUUCAAUCAAUCCAAAAUUAAUACUCCUAAGAUCAUUAGAUUAUGAAAAUCUAGAUGAUCGUGAAAUCUAUGCAACAUUCUAUGCAAUUGAUGGUGGUGAUCCAUCUUUAACUGGUUCAUUAUCAAUUAUAGUUCGACUAUUAGAUAUCAAUGAUAAUCCACCUAUUAUAAGACAAUCUACAAUGAUUGACCAAUCUAUUAUAUUACCAGAGAAUACAACAUUAGAUGAUAAACCAUUCUAUAUAGUGAAUGCUACAGAUGCUGAUUCUGGGGACAAUAGUCGAUUAAUCUAUUCAUUUAGUCCAUUAGUCAAUAGUUUAAUUCCAUUGAAAUUUCAUAUUGAUUCAAGAAAUGGUGCUAUUACAAUACGUGAACCAUUAGAUUAUGAAAUCUAUUCUGAACGUCAAUUUCUAUUACCGAUUGUUGUCAAAGAUUGUGGUAGUCCACAGUUGUCAACCAGUACAUCCAUUUCUAUACAGAUUAAGGAUAUUAAUGAUAAUAGACCAACAUUAAUUAUACAAGAGAAUAUUACUAUACCUGAAGGACAAAUAUUUACAAAACCAAUUAUACGAUUUUAUAUUAAAGAUGAUGAUGAAGUAUCACAUGGAAAA